ACCAGCCGCACCGACAGCGCGCUCGAGCUGAGGGAGCGGCUGGCGGGUGGAUCCGGCAACUCCCUGGGAGGCAGACCGGCGGGUCCGGGGAACCGAGCAGCGGCUUGCGGCCGGCAGUUCUCGCGGGUCCGUGAAAGAGGUCGGCGGCCCCAGCGGGCACCAGUCAGCUUUAAGAAAAAGAAAUUACGUCUGAUUGUACUGAAUAGCAAAAGUUAAGUGACAUCCUGCACUGCAAAUCAUGGCACUACCAUUCCGGAAAGACUUAGAAAAGUACAAGGACCUUGAUGAAGAUGAACUCCUUGGGAAUCUCUCAGAAGUAGAACUGAAACAACUGGAAACUGUUCUGGAUGAUCUUGACCCUGAGAAUGCCCUUCUGCCUGCAGGGUUCCGGCAGAAAAACCAGACGUCAAAGUCCGCUACAGGGCCGUUUGAUAGAGAACACCUCCUUUCAUAUCUGGAGAAGGAAGCAUUAGAGCAUAAGGACAGGGAAGAUUAUGUGCCCUACACUGGAGAAAAAAAAGGGAAAAUAUUCAUCCCCAAACAGAAACCUGUACAGACUUUUACAGAAGAAAAAGUAUCUCUUGAUCCAGAAUUAGAAGAAGCUUUGACAGGUGCUUCUGAUACAGAAUUGUGUGACCUCGCAGCUAUUCUUGGGAUGCACAAUUUGAUAACAAAUACACAAUUCUGUAAUAUGGUGGGAAGUAGUAAUGGUGUCGACCAAGAACAUUUUUCAAAUGUGGUAAAAGGUGAAAAGAUUAUUCCAGUAUUUGACGAGCCACCAAACCCAACCAACGUUGAAGAGAGUUUAAAGAGAAUUAAAGAAAAUGAUGCUCGUCUUAUUGAAGUUAAUUUGAAUAAUAUAAAGAAUAUCCCAAUUCCAACCCUAAAAGAUUUUGCAAAGGCUUUGGAAACCAACACACAUGUGAAAUAUUUCAGUCUUGUGGCCACCCGGAGCAAUGAUCCCAUUGCUGUUGCUUUUGCAGAUAUGCUGAAAGUGAACAAAACUUUGAAGAGCUUAAAUAUGGAGUCCAACUUUAUUACAGGAGCUGGGAUUCUAGCACUGAUUGAUGCUUUAAGGGAUAACGAAACCCUGGCAGAGCUCAAGAUUGACAAUCAGAGGCAGCAGUUGGGGACAGCUGUGGAAUUGGAAAUGGCUAAAAUGCUUGAGGAAAAUACAAAUAUCCUUAAAUUUGGAUAUCAGUUUACACAGCAGGGACCCCGAACCAGGGCAGCUGAUGCUAUAACAAAAAACAAUGACUUAGUGCGCAAGAGACGAGUUGAAGGAGACCACCAGUAAAUCUGCCAAGUUCAAACUUUGGAAGACUUCAGAAGACUGCUAGGGGCUCAUGUUGGUGAAUCAGAUGUAAAAUUUUCCUGGGUAGAAGGGAAAAGACUGGAAAUUUUUCUUUUUUUUUUUUUUUUUAACUA
Molecule: messenger RNA, 1428 nt
Organism: Cynocephalus volans (Philippine flying lemur)
Lineage: Eukaryota; Metazoa; Chordata; Mammalia; Dermoptera; Cynocephalidae
Gene: TMOD3
Product: tropomodulin 3
Exons: 10
Coding region: 239-1297 (352 amino acids)
Biological process (GO): pointed-end actin filament capping; actin filament organization; myofibril assembly
Cellular component (GO): cytoskeleton; myofibril; striated muscle thin filament
Molecular function (GO): tropomyosin binding
Source: RefSeq, a predicted model, not a curated record